Messenger RNA from Drosophila rhopaloa, 1828 nucleotides. Its product is annotated as putative glycogen synthase kinase-3 homolog. The record is from RefSeq and is a predicted model, not a curated record. Gene Ontology annotation, biological process: protein phosphorylation. The transcript has a single exon. Gene Ontology annotation, molecular function: protein kinase activity; ATP binding. NCBI's taxonomy places the organism in Eukaryota, Metazoa, Arthropoda, Insecta, Diptera, Drosophilidae. Bases 148 to 1662 code for a protein of 504 amino acids. Gene Ontology annotation, cellular component: cytoplasm.
UCAAAAAGGCCCAACUUCACUCACACAUUUUUGUUUUACAACGUUGCUUCAGUUUAGCCAGUUAAACACAUGCCUGUUUUUUAAUGAAAUCUCAAGGAUAACGGAUAGCAGAAAACAGCAUACGUUCUCUCAAGGAUCUCAGAACUGAUGGCUUCCCAAAGCAAGAGCAAUGGAUUGAGCAACAAGGUGACCACAGUGGUGGCCACAAACGCCUAUGGAGGGGAUGUGAUGAGCGAGAUCAGCUACGCGGACGCCAAAGUUGUGGGCAACGGCAGCUUUGGCGUGGUCUUCCAGGCCAAAAUGGUGCCCAGCAACGAGGCGGUGGCCAUCAAGAAGGUCCUGCAGGAUCGCCGCUUCAAGAAUCGGGAACUGCAAAUCAUGCGCAAGUUGCGUCACGACAACAUCAUCACCCUCAAGUGGUUUUUCUAUUCGAGCGGCGAGAAGCGGGACGAGGUUUAUCUGAAUUUGGUGAUGGAAUAUCUACCGGAAACUCUUUACAAGGUGGAAAGGCAGUAUGCGAGGGCCAAGCAAACGUUGCCGGUUAAUUUUGUCCGGCUUUAUAUGUACCAGUUGCUCAGGAGCAUGGCUUACCUUCACAGCUUAGGAUUCUGCCACAGGGACAUCAAGCCGCAGAACAUGCUCCUCGAUUCGGAAACCGGCGUCUUGAAGCUCUGUGAUUUUGGCAGUGCCAAACAGCUGGUCUCCGGGGAACCCAAUGUCUCGUACAUUUGCUCCAGGUACUACCGUGCACCGGAGCUCAUUUUUGGAGCCACGGAUUACAACACUAAGAUCGAUAUCUGGAGCGCCGGCUGCGUGAUGGCGGAGCUUUUGCUUGGGCAGCUUAUUUUCCCAGGAGACUCUGGUGUCGACCAGAUCGUGGAGAUAGUGAAGGUCAUGGGCACUCCCACCUCCGAGCAGCUGCACGACAUGAACCCCCACUACAAGCAGUUCAAGUUGCCGCAACUGAAACCACAUCCUUGGGCCAAAGUGUUCCGAAUUCGGACCCCAGCGGAGGCUAUAGACCUGGUCUCCAAGAUGCUGAUAUACUCCCCUAAUGCGAGGGUUUCCCCCCUGAUGGGCUGCGCUCACCCCUUCUUCGACGAACUGCGUCAUGAUCCUCAGCAGCAGCUGCCCAAUGGAAGGAGUCUGCCGCCGUUGUUUAAUUUUACGGAAUACGAGAGGACUAUUGAGCCAGACACUAUGCCACUGCUGCAGCCGCGGACACAAGGAUCGUCUUCCACCAAGGAGCCAAGCAUGGGCCACCGGACUCGCAAUGCAGCCGGCGAAGAGAGUCCGCAGAAAAUGGGUGCCAUCGAAAAACAGCCACCUACAGGGCUUCCAAAGUCCCCGGAAACCUCGAGCAAAGUACUCGGAUCACCACCUGCCUUUUUUCGUCACGAUCUGGGAAACGGCGAUCACGUGGCCGUGGGAACAGUGCCAGUGGACUCCCAUUGCCUGGAUCAGGAUAACUCUGCGGAAAGCGAGGAGGCGAAUGAGGAUGCCGAGGAUGACUUAGACGAGGAUGCGGCGGACGAGAACGAGUUCGAUGACGACGACGACGACGAUGAUGGGCAGUUCAAUAGCGCCGAUAGCAAUAACAUCAGCGAUGACAUGGACGACGCCUCCGAUGACGAGGGCCUCGAGGAGGAGGGGUGCGACUAAGUCUUCCUUACAAACGGGUAUUAUUAUAUUUUAUAUUUGGGAGCCCGUCCUUCAGAGACUCCACAAUCGGACAGCCGUUAGUAAGAUGUUAUCCCACGUAAGACAUAAGCCAGCAAAAUUCUAAAACAAGCAAUAAAUGUUCAAAAAUUGGUCGUUUUUACAUUAA